Molecule: messenger RNA, 3790 nt
Organism: Chelonia mydas (Green sea turtle)
Lineage: Eukaryota; Metazoa; Chordata; Testudines; Cheloniidae
Gene: GNA15
Product: G protein subunit alpha 15
Exons: 7
Coding region: 1413-2462 (349 amino acids)
Biological process (GO): action potential; phospholipase C-activating dopamine receptor signaling pathway; adenylate cyclase-modulating G protein-coupled receptor signaling pathway
Cellular component (GO): heterotrimeric G-protein complex
Molecular function (GO): GTPase activity; G-protein beta/gamma-subunit complex binding; guanyl nucleotide binding
Source: RefSeq, a predicted model, not a curated record
UGGUGUUUCUGCUGUUGUCAGAAGUGCCCUUAUUUCCUGUCGGAAGAAGAUAAAGCUGCUGUUGUGUUAGAUAAAGAAAUCAACAAAAUACUGAGAGACCAGAAAAAGCGAGACAGGAUGGAGCUGAAGCUACUUCUACUAGGUUUCCUUCACUCCUACUUUCCAACCCUCAUCCGGCCUGCAUUGGAGAAACUGCUUUUGCCGUCUUGUUGCGGAUGAAUACCAGGCUUGCUCCAAGAGGAGCGUAUGGCGUCCACCAGUCCCUGCUGCUCACGAAGGAGGAGUUCAAACUGGAACAGGUUCAGAGAAGGGCUACCAGGAUGGUCAGGAGACUGGAUGCCCUGUCUUAUGAGAGGAGAUGAGAGCUUGGCUCGUUUAACCAGCAAAACAAAGGCUGAGUGGGGAUAUGAUUGCUCUCCCUAAAUACGUCGUCGGCGGGUGUGUGUAAAAGCCAGGGAGAUAUUUCAGCUAAAGGAGAAUAUUAGCAAAAGGACAAAUGAGGUAAACUGGCCAUGAAUCAACUUAGGCUGGCGAUGAGAAGAAGGUUUCUAACCAUCGGGGGAGGAAGGUUCUGGAACAACCUCCCGAGGGGAGUAGUGGGGGCAAACAACCUAACUAGCUUCAAGACAGAGCUUGAUGGGUCUCUGAAUGAGAUUCUGUGAUGGGGUGACCUGGGAUUAGCAGGGGACUGGACUGGUGGCCAGGAGGCCCCUUCCAGCCUAUGGAACCAAGGGCUGGAUAUACAAGCCUUGGUCUCAGAUCCCUUAUUAAUGGGACAGAGCCAGCUGGCAUUCCCAGGUGGUGCGCUCUUUAGUGCCGGCGAAAGGAAGAAUUGGCCCGAGAGUCCCAGAAUCUGAAGUCUCCAGGCAUCUCCAGGGCUGGUAGGAGAACUCAGGCUUCAGAACCCCUUCAACCUGUGUCCUCUCUGCUGUGGCUUUUCCACGUGGAAAAGAAUUGAGAGGCUCACCUGACAGGAAAUGCACUUCUCCUGCAGCCUCAUGGAGAGACAGCAAUAGGAUAGUUAAAAUUGGGGGGAGGAGGGGAGGACAUGUGAUCUCCCUCUCCCCCUCCUUGAUGGAGGCAUAUCCCAGGGGGAGGGAUAGCUCGGUGGUGUGAGCAUUAGCCUGCUCAACCCAGAGUUGUGAGUUCAAUCCUUGAGGGGGCCAUUUCGGGAUCUGGGGCAAAAAUUGGGGAUUGGUCCUGCUUUGAGCAGGGGAUUGGACUAGAUGACCUCCUGAGGUCCCUUCCAACCUUGAUAUUCUAUGUCGCAGACCAUUUCCUGUUGCAACCUCCCAGACUCAGCAUGGUCAAACAGUCUGUCUGUGGGGCCAGGGAGUGGCUAUGAAGUACUUGCCCCUUGACUCUUGAUUGUGGGUGACCUCAGGUUCCCCACCAGGUUCCCCACCAGGUUCAUGACCCCAUCUCCCCGAGGAAGUCUAAGGUCUCUCUCCUGUCUGAGGCCAACAGGCACUGGGGAAAGCGGGAAGAGCACGUUCAUCAAACAGCUGCGGAUAAUCCACGGGGCGGGCUAUUCAGAAGAGGAUCGCAAAGACUUUGCCAAGCUGGUGUAUCAGAACGUCUUUGCCUCCAUGCAGGCCAUGAUCGGAGCCAUGGAGACUCUGCAGAUCCCUUACGCCCGGCCAGAGAACAUGGAAAACGCCAAGCUGGUCACGGGGGUAGAUGCUUCGAAGGUGGCGGCCUUGAACAGGCCGUACGCAAACGCCAUUGAAAGCCUAUGGAGGGACGCGGGGAUCCGGACCUGCUACGAGAGACGGCGGGAGUAUCACUUACUGGACUCAGCCCUGUACUUUCUGUCCAGCCUGGAGCGUAUCGCGGACGACUGUUACGUCCCCACAGCGCAGGACGUCCUGAGGAGCCGCAUGCCGACGACCGGCAUCAGUGAAUACUGCUUCUCGAUGCAGAAGAUGAUCUUAAGGAUCGUGGAUGUGGGUGGGCAGAAGUCGGAGCGCAAGAAGUGGAUACACUGUUUCGAAAACGUUAUUGCCCUGAUUUACCUGGCUUCCCUCAGCGAGUACGACCAGUGCCUGGAGGAGAAUAGCAAGGAGAAUCGGAUGAGGGAGAGCCUGGCCCUGUUCAGAACCAUCCUGGAGCUGCCCUGGUUCCAGAGCGCCUCCGUGAUCCUCUUCUUAAACAAAACUGACCUCCUGGAGGACAAGAUCACCCACUCGGACCUGGCUGCUUACUUCCCCAGCUUCCCAGGACCCAAGAGGGAUGCGGAGGCGGCGAAGAAGUUCAUUCUGGAGAUGUACGUGGACACGUACAAGCGAUGCUCAGCUGUCCACCAUGACACAGGCCAGAGACCCUCCAAGUUGGCCUCCAAAUCCAGAUGCCUCUACCGCCACUACACCUGCGCCACGGAUACGCAGAACAUCCGCAAGGUCUUCAAGGACGUCAGGGAUGUGGUCUUGGUUGGCUAUUUGGACGACAUCAACCUGCUGUGAUGGGAAGGGCUCAGGCCGGGUUCAUGCCCGGCAGCGACAUCACGGUGCUUGGCGUUGCCAGGUCACAAGGGGACGAACCAGCUGGGGGUCGGGACAACGGACGUUGGCGGCUGCUGCUCGUAAAGCACACUUGGAACGUUCCCCUGAUGCUGAGUUUGGACGGGCGCAGGCCUGGGGCUGGGAGCGCGUGUGGGGAACGGUCUCCCUUGGUUCUGCCUCGGCUCAGAGGUCUGUGGAGCCGCCUUUCUCAUGGCAUCCUGCCAGAAUCCCUGCCGAGCUGCCUGCAGAGCAUCCUCUCGGGCUUUCUCUAGGGGUCAGUUUUACCCCUUUCUGUGGGAGAUGGGCCCAAAGCCCAGCACUGACGGGGGAUUGGCUCCUAUGAUGGCUUGUGGCUUCUUCAAGGGCUAUUUUCUCCAUCCCUUCGUGCUGGUGGAGGGGCUGCUUCUUGCCGGGACGCUGGGCCCAGCUUUGUUUUUAUUGUCAGGGGUUUUUUCAUGGGGAUUUGACCCUAGGAAUAGGUGCUGGAUUGAGAGUCCCGGAGACCAAACUUCCCUGUUUAUCCACAGCCCCGGGGUAGCCUUCCCCAGCACUGCCCAGCCAAAGUCCUGCCCCUCUGACUUACGGGGUCACCUAUAAGGAUGAGAGGGGAGUUAGACCACCGUGGCUCAUUCAGUCGUUGGCCUCCUCUGCUUUCCUGCAGGGGAAAUAGGUAGCAACUCCCGCUCAGCGGGAGAAGAGAAGCCACGGCUGCCCGGUUGGACUCUGCCAGGGAGCUGCCGUGUGUGUGUGUGGAAUCUCUCUUGCUCCCAGGAGUCUCUAGCCUACCAAGGCAUCGUGGUGAACGGCACCUCGUGUUCUGAUGCUCAGAGGAAGGCAUGAGUGGCGACGUGAGCGAGUCUCUCUUCUGGCGGGAGGACAACCACCUCCUGGAGAAGGAGUGGGAACUUCUCCAGAGGGAGCUGGGGCAGGCGUCCGGUCCCACCGUCCGCAAAACCAUCUCCCCAGACAGGAGACCCAGCGUGAGCCUCUGCGCAUGGGCAUUCAGCCAGAGCGGAGGGGUGAACUGAAUAGGGACUGUUGUGAAGGCCAAUUUAUGAAACAAUCUUCAUGGGGGUAGGGGGAAAUUAUGUUAACCCCCCCAUCAAUUCUCUUAUGUUUGUCUGCAGUUCUCUUCCUUCUGGUAUCUGCAAACCACACUACAGCACCUCCUUAAAGAGCCUCCUAGUUCAGCGGUUCUCAAAGAUUUGUAUUGGUGACCCCGUUCAGACAGCAAGCCUCUGAGUGUGACCCCCCCUUUAUACAUUAAAACCACAUUUUAAAAUAUUAAA